AUGAUUCGUUUAGAAAGUGGGCGUCUAAAACUCCAUAUUAAUCUCGGGGCUGGGGAGAGUGAACUUUCAUCACCGAAAAGCAUUUUUUUAAAUGACACACAAUGGCAUCAUGUCAGUAUUAUAAGACGAGAAGCUAAUCUUACAAUGAAGGUUGAUGACAGUAUGGUUAAAAAACGUCUGCCUGGAAGAUUUUUUGAGUUGAAUAUUCACUUUGGAAUAUUCUUAGGUGGUCAAGGUGACUUCUCAGAGUUGUUUCUUGGGCAUAUGGAAAACUUCCGUGGCUGCAUGGAAGAUGUAUACUAUAACGGCGUUAAAAUAAUAGACAAGGCACGUAGCCGCAGUGGCUCAGUGCAUGUAGAGGGCGUCACUUGGAACUGUGCUGCGGAGUUCGACGCUGACAUUAGUUCCGACAUAAGUUUCGUCGACGAGGGGGCCUAUUUGAUAUUGCAUAGGAUAAGUUCGCGGGCAGGCGGGAGGUGGCAGCUGGAGUUCAAGACCAUCAGCCAGAACGCGAUGGUGCUUUACAACGCUGGUGGGGGGCGGGGCUCCGACUUCCUCGCCGUAGAGAUCCUAGAUGGGGUGGUGCGGGUGAAGACCGCUAAGGGCCAGAUCGUGCACACCGCGACGGUCAACGACGGCCGCUGGCACAAGAUGCACCUACUCUUCAACCCGUCCCUCAUAGAGUUAUCAGUGGACAACAUCGCUAUGAGCACUCGAAUAGAGAGCGGUGGUACGCGAUACCUCGAUCUCUCCGACUCUUUCUAUCUCGGUGGAAUAGAGAGUGAGAAGCGACAGAGAGCAUUCGCCAAGGGGAUCGAAGCUGCCGACUCUAGCAUAAUGGGCUGCGUCAGGCCGGUGGAGGUGGACGACAAGAUGUACGGGCUGCCCAACGCGCUGGUGACGUACGGCGUCAGCCCCAAGUGCGUGUGGUGGUACCCGUGCGUCGCCAACCCUGCCAACCCGCCGUGCCUGCCGAGCGCCACCUGCGAGCAACACGGCCUGGACCACUUCACGUGCCGGUGCGACUCCGAGCUCUGCAUCAGCCCCGACUACGCCGAGAAGUACAAGGUGUUCUCCAAGUCGAGCAGCGAACUGGAGCUGGUCUCCCUCUACCCGCUGACGGUGCAGGAGGGCGGGGUCGCGGUCAUCACCACUCAGAACAUCGACGUGGUGUUGGACCACCACAAGUAUGGGGUCCGGCCCUCGGGCGUGGUGCUCCACGUUGCCCAGCCGCCGUUGCACGGCCGCAUAGCGGUGGACCUAUCGCUGCAGAGGAACCUCCCCCAAUACGCAAACUAUGUCGACAGCGAGGGGAAGUCGAGGCAGUUCUUCACACUAAUGGACCUGGCCAGGGACAAGGUGCGCUACGUGCACGACGGCUCCGAGAAGCACCAGGACGCGAUAGUGCUCGAGAUGGAGCUGGUGCCGGAGGCGAGGUUCACGCUGCCCAGCUACCUGCAGGGGCGCAACACCUUCGCGCUCCACGUGAACGUGACGCCGGUGAACGACGCGCCCGUCCUGAACCUGCCGCCCGGCAAGGUGCUGAGGCUCACGCAGGGCACCCGUAAAGUGAUAACAUCGGACAUCUUGAAGGCGGAAGACCCUGACACCGCGCCAGAAGAUCUGCUAUACACCGUCCUACACGGAAAAAACGAAGCUAACGGCGGGCACAUCGAGAUGUCGGGGCAGCCGGUGGACUCCUUUACUCAGGCGGACGUCGACGCCGGCGUCAUAUCUUACGUCCACGGCUUCGGCGGCGACAAGCAGCUGAACAAGACCUCGUUGCGGCUCACGUUGCAGGUGUCGGACGGCAUCGAGACGAGCGCGGCGAGCGUGCUGCGCGUCUCCAUUGUGCCGCUUCAAGUCCGUUUAGUGAACAACACCGGCCUACAGCUAGUCCACAACUCGUACGCGAUAAUGUCCGCCGACAACCUCACGUUCGCCACUAACGCCGACGAGAGCAACGCCCAUGUGCGAUACGAUAUCGUGAAGCCGCCACAAUUCGGUGUGGUGGAGAGACUGAGAGUCCUGGACGGCACUUGGCAGACGGUCGACUCCUUCACCAGCGACAUGGUCAACUUUGGCCGCGUCCGGUACAUGCAUCUGUUGGGCAACCCGGCUCAUGACGAGUUUAAGUUCAAGGCAUCCGUGGGCGCGAUACGAACGAACAUCCUCUACGAUUUCCGUCUGACCUUCAUCAAGCUGGAGCUGUACCAGUGCACAAACGAGGAGCUGGUCUUGAACAACACGAGGGAGGCGUUCGUGUCUUCGCAGCACCUGCGUUUCCAGACCAGACCGCUGCCCCUGCCCGGCGACAGCAUCGUCUACACGGUCCUGAAGCCGCCGAAGUACGGCAUCCUGCACCUGUCCUCCGGGAAGCACCAUUUGCAGGCGUUCGGCACGUUCACCCAGCGGGACGUAGACACGGACCAGCUCUGGUACCGGCUGCACAGGCGCACGUACUCGCACGUACACGACGAGUUCUCGUUCGUCGUCGGUGCGACGGAAUGCGAGAACGUCACCGGCGUGAUGACCGUCCGCCACACGCCGAGCCACUUCACCGUCGACCACGCCCCCGGCAGGGCCCACUCGACCCUGGAGCGGCUGCAGGUGAUGGAGGGCUCCCGCAUGUCGAUACCGGCCAGCCACCUCGACUUCCGAACGGACACCGUCACCAACCUGCUGUUCAACAUAACCCACCUGCCGAGGCACGGCAAGAUCGACGUGAUCAGCGACAACCUCAAAGUGGUGCGCGACAACACCACUUACUUCACGCUGCAAGAGCUGAACUCCGACAGAGUCUACUACGCCCACGACGACACGGAGAGCAGACACGACUCCUUCCACUUCAUGGCGCUCAGCCCGGAACCGGAGGACUUCCAGUACGUUGGCGUUUUCCACAUAGACAUCGUGCUGAAGAACGACAACAGCCCAGUGCGCGCGGAGGAGAGGACCUUCCACGUGGUGAACGGCGGCGCGAGGAUCAUCACGUCGAGGGACCUGAGCUACACGGACACCGAUCUGGACACCCGACCCUCGGACAUCAUCUACACGGUGCAGAGGUUCACGAAGGACCCACCCAACGGCGGCAUAUACAGGGCGGACAACCCCACGGAGCAGAUCGCCCAGUUCUCCCAGGACGACAUCAACAAGAACCUGGUGCUGUUCAAGCAUCAGGGCAAGGAGUACGGCAAGAUGGCCUUCUGGAUAUCCGAUGGACUGUUCGACGUGAACGGCAACCUCGAAAUCCAGGCAUCGCCGCCCUUCAUAAGGAUGUACCCAACGAACGGGUCCAUAGUGGAGAACGGCAAGGCCGUCGUCAUCACCGCCAGGGACAUGCAGGUCGACACCAACAUGAACUGCCUGGAGGAGGAUAUCGUUUACGCGGUGACGCAGCCGCCGAAGCACGGCGCCGUCGAGGUGGGCGAGGGCGUGGGCGCCACCGGCUUCUCGCAGCUGGACGUGGCCGCCGGCCGGGUGGCGUACCGGCACCGCGAGCCGCACGUGCCGAGCGACCGCUUCAGGUUCAAAGUUAUGUGCCUGGAAACUUGGGGCGAGGGCACGUAUCCUAUAAAGAUAUUCCCUUCAAGUUACUGGGAGCCCUUAAAGGUGACCACAAACAAGCCGCUCCUGGUUGAGGAGUCCACCAGCGUCAAUAUUACUAAGGACAUCUUGGAGGUGAUGCACCCGCAAAUCGAGCCGUCUAACAUCGUGUACCGCGUCACCGACGGCCCGCGCUACGGCUGGCUGGAGGUGACGCCCGCCCCUGGCGCGGUGGACUUGGACGUAGAGGGCGCUGGGGAGCCGGCGCACGCGCAACUCUUCGACCAGGCGACGAUCGACGCCCACCGGCUCGUCUACGUGCAGUCCGGCGUGAACCGCACCCGCGACCGGAUCACGAUGGACGUCACCAACGGGAUCGCGUGGCUGCGCGGCGUAGAGCUCGCCGUGCUGAUAAUACCGGAGCGGUUCUACGUGGAGGCGGCGCCCGCGGCGGUCGUGGAGGGCGCCGCGGUCAGCCUGAGGCCGGACGCGUUCCGCACCGUGACCGAGUACUACCGCGGCAAGGUGGUCUCGUACAGGGUGGUCGAGGGGCCCAAGUACGGCCGGGUCGUGAUGGGCGGCCGCGAGAUGGAGCUGUUGCCGGUGCUGACGCUGAACACGGGCGACGUGCAGUACGUGAACGACGGCUCCGAGGAGCCUUUGGACUUCAUCAAGCUGGUGGCGAUAACGGAGGGCGGCAAGGUGAGCGAGCCGUUCGUGAUGACGGUGAACGUGGCGCCGGUGAACGACGAGACGCCGAUAGUGGCCGCCAACACGGGCCUCUGCGUGUGGGAGGGCGGCACCUUCACGUUCACCAGGAACGAGCUCUAUGUGAACGACAUCGACACACCUCUGGAGAACGUGACGAUCCGCGUGCUGGACAUCGUGUCCGGGUACAUCGCCAUGAAGGGCGACCUGGACACACCUGUGCACCGUUUCACGCAGGCCGACAUCGACCUUGGCAACGUGAUAUUCGUGCAUACAAACGGAACCAAAGGGAAAAUGAUCUUCAACGUCACCGACGGCCUGCACGAGCUCUCGAAAAUCACGUUCCUCAUAUCCACCAAGUCGGUAUCGCUGAAACUGGUGAGGCAGCACAAACUUCGCGUGUUCCCGCUCAUGCGGGAGCCCCUGAACAACUACUUCCUAAUGGCCAAGUGCUCGGACCCCACCAGGACGAUCGUUUACAAGGUGGAGCGCGCCCCCACCCUCGGGCGGCUGGUGAUGAUCAACGGCGACAACCACCACCGCCCCAUCAAGCUGUUCACCCAGCGGGACGUGAACAACACCCUCGUUUACUACGAGCACACGCACCCCUUCUCCGAUCUGUACACGAACGACUCGUUCGUGUUCACUGUUGAGGCGGCCUUGGCGAAACCGCUCACUGGGCAGACUUUCAACGUGGAGAUCUCCGUCUCCUCCGGCGGCCUCUCGAAGUACGUGCACGUGCCGCAGAUCAGGGUGCAGGAGGGCGACAAGGUGCCCUUGGUGGUGAACGUGACCAACGUAAUAGGGUACCUGGAGACGCAGGCGGGCGUUAGGCAGCCGCAGCUCGAGGGCCAGUGGUCGCAGCCGGCCCACGGGAAGCUGGAGCCGCCGGUGACGUCACUCACGCAAGCGCAACUCGAAUCCGGCGCGGUGAGCUACGAGCACGACGGCUCCGACACCGCCGCGGACAAGAUAGACAUGGCGCUCUACCUCCUGCCCGACUACGUGCUCCUGUGCAACGUGACCAUACCGAUAACCGUCCAGCCGGUCAACGAUCAGCCGUUCCGGCUGCUGACCGACUCGCCCCAGAUACAGGUGGUGCAGGGGGAGAACUACACCAUCACCCGGGGCGACCUGCUCACCGAGGACGCCGACACGGAGCCGGCCGGAAUACUGUACGACAUCAUCAGCGGCCCCACCCAGGGCAGGAUCGUGAUGCUGGACAGCAAUCGCACGGCGGACGAGGCGCGCUCUGUGAACAAGUUCACGCAGCGCGACGUGGACGAUGGCCGCGUGGUGUACGAGCACUCGGGCGUUUUGCAGACGGCCACGUUCUACUUCCGCGUGUGGGACGGCCAGUUCAAGCCCACCUACACCGUGUUCACCAUCGACGUGGUGCCCGUCGUGCUGAACGCCACCUCGCUCCACCCGAUCCACCUGCAGCAGGGCUCGAACGUGGCCACCGUGGCCACGGACCAGAUCCACGUGGAGACCAACGCGAAGAAGUCGAAAGUGUGGUACAACGUCACGCGCCAACCGCUCCACGGGCUGAUAUACGUCGGCCGGAGCCCCGUUACCUACUUCUCCCACAAGGACAUCACGGACAAGGUCGUGAUAUACAUGCAGAACGACAUGACGGCCGCCAACGACAGCUUCGAGCUGAUCGCGUACGCGCACAACAGCAACUCGACGAUGCCGUUCACCAUAGAUGUGGUCGUGCAGCCCCUCAUGGUGCUCGGCGACCUGAAGGUGGACGGCGAUAAGGCCAAGCUCACCCUGAACAGCGUGGACGCGACCGAACUGGCCAAACUAACGGCCAGCGAUCCGGUGUACACGAUCAUGAGGCGGCCGAAGCACGGCACGAUAAAGAAGAUCAUCAGGAGCUCGGGGGAGAAGACCAGCGCCAGGGAGCGCGAGGUGGCCUACUUCACCCACGAGGACGUCAAGGCCGGCGUGAUCUACUACGUCAUUAAGAGGAAGCCGAGCGAGCUGAACGGCUACGAGGACGUGUUCCGCUUCCUCCUCGCCGCCUCGAUAUUCCAGCCGGCCGCGGGCGAAGUCAAGGUCUUCAUCGGGAACAGGUCCAAGAAGAAUUUGCCGGGGCCCAACGAUCCCGCAGGCCACGAAGGUGUCCCGGUGAGCAACGAUGACUCGACCUCGUACUACGUGACUAUAGUGAUGGCGAUCGCGGGCGUGGUGCUUGCGGCGGUGUUCAUAGCGGGGCUGCUGAGGUGCAGACGCUACUUGGCGCGGGAUGGGGACGCCCUGGUGAAGAUCCACGGGCAGGGGCAGGGCGCGGUCGCCCCCAUUCCCCUGCCGCGGCCGCCCGAGCACCUCAUGCCCUCCCCCACCCAAGCCACGCCGCCAAUAAAGCGGUACGCAUCGACGGCCACUCGACACAUCAGCGAUUCUUUCGCUUCAAAGACGUCGAGUGUAACCUCGCAGUUGCAAAGAUACGUGCCGUCGGAGCAGUCUUUGACCACCGGUGCCAGCACACCGCUGCCGUCCGCUGGCAGCGUGGCGUGCAAAGUGACCCCGCUGCCUGACGCGCCGCCGGACCUCAACGCCAGAUACCCGUAUGGCGCAGACGCGGAGGAAUGGAGCAGCUACGAGGCGAGCGAGUCGGCGGCGCGCGUGCCCGUGGCGGCGGCCGCCGAGAGAUGCGUCUCUCUGCACCGGAGGGAUCAGCGGCGGCGCAUCGAACUAGUUCCUACGCCUUUUCUACUGAGCAACUACGGGGUCAAGAAACACGUGACCUGCGAGGUCACCGUU
Iphiclides podalirius (scarce swallowtail) is the source of this 7023-nucleotide messenger RNA. Lineage: Eukaryota; Metazoa; Arthropoda; Insecta; Lepidoptera; Papilionidae. The record is from the annotation of a GenBank genome assembly.